AUGUCUGACGUGGAGAUAAGGUUCGCCGAUCUGCAGUCCAGAUACACGGAGCUGCUCGAGAAACGGAUUGCUCAACUCGAAGCCGCGAUUGCUGCUCCAGUGAUCAUUCCUACGCCUGUAGCUGCAGCUGCUAACGGCGUCGAGAAGGAGGACGACAAUGACAGCUGUGAUGACGAGAAAACGAAGAAAGACAAAGCCGAUGAACAGAAGAAAGACGAAGAUAAAGGCCCAAAAUCUAGGUACCGAAGCGUAGUCCGAAAAUGGAACAAAGAGGACGGAGCAUACGUCGAUGUUGAUGUCAGCCUUGAUGGAAAGAAGGCGGAGGAUGGAGAAAUUGCAUUCACAUUCAGGAAGAAGGUCGUAAAUUUCGACCAAGGCGACAUCCGCGAUGCGAACAGUGAAGUUGAUCUUGAGGCAGAAGGGCUUCGAAACUUGGUCAAAGAAGUCAUUGGCACAGAAUACCCCGGGCAAAAUCUUGAGGGCGAGACUGUUAAUAUCCUUGCUCCUUAUGCCCCUCUGGUGCACAACUGGGAAGGGCUAAAGAAGGCUGCCAAGCCUGUUGAAGGAGAAGAAGGCGAGAAGAAGCAAGCCCGUGCAGAUCUCGUGAGGCUACUCGAAUGCGUCGAAGCCGCCCCAGAGCUUGAAAACUACUUCAAGACCCGAGAGUCGAACAUUAAGGCCAAUAUCACAACAUAUGAUACGAUGUGGUCGAUUUUCAAGCCUAGGACCAAAGUCGUUGCCAAGCUGUUCCAAAACGCCUUCCAAAUUUUUGAGGUAGCUCUUGCACCAAUUCCGAGGUUCAAUCGUGUGCCAAGGAGGCGUUCUGUCUCCGUUUGGUGCUGGGAUUGGAAAGGGAAGGGGAUGACAAAGGUGUUUUACGAUAUUAACAUUGAUCGGUACUGGGGGACGAAAGAUAUCAGUCAGCUUCCUUGCUACCCACUUGAAUAUUACAUGGAUGGAUCAGAGAAAGAGAUCGAAAUUCUUUGCAAGUCGCUUCAAGAUCGAGGAGCGAAGUACAACAAGAUUGUUCGAUCCCCGUCCGGCGCAAGUCAGAUGUACAUUUAUAAUGGCCCUGCGUUGUCAGAGCGAAGGAGUGUUGUAAGGAAGGACAGCAAAGAUCAGGAAAAUGAUAACACCAACAAUGAUGAAGAGGAACCGAAGACAGGGGACAAGCGCAAAACAGUCAUGGUCAAAGGGCCGGUGAUAGUCGACCCAGAAGCCUUCUUGCAAUUUGGUGCUGACUAUCUCAUCCUUGGCGAAUCUGAACCAUGGUUUACUGGAGACUGGUUUGGCGACCAGGCCGAUGAAGAAAAGGACCAUGAACCAGGUCCAGAGGAGUUUCUAUUGUAUCCACCUCGAAUACUUGGGUACUCGACUAGGGAGAAGAUAUGGGGUCAAUUCAGCGUGGACAAGACGACCGAUGUACCGGAUCCGAGCAUGUCCUUGUUCAAGGAGAAGCUCCAGUUGGAUGAAGAUUACAAGAUUAUGAUUCAGGCAUUGGUAGAAGAACAUGGCGCGAGAGGAGGACAGAAUGAUAGGUUGAAGGUUAAGGAUGUUGUGGAGGAUAAAGGGAAAGGUCUUGUUUUGCUACUGCAUGGUCCUCCUGGCGUAGGGAAGACUCUCACUGCAGAAACUAUCGCAGAAGCGACAGGCAAGCCACUCUUCAUCGUCAGCGUCGCCGAAAUCGGUCUCGACGCCUCAAAAGCCGAGCGAAACCUCGAGCAAAUGUUUUACCUAGCUGGAAAAUGGGAAGCUGUUCUCCUCGUUGAUGAAGCAGACGUCUUCCUCGAAUCACGGACGAGUGAGUCAGAGCCAAACAGGAAUGCGCUUGUGUCAGUCUUACUACGAGUCCUCGAAUACUACGACGGUAUCAUAAUCUUAACUACCAAUCGCAUAACCUCCCUCGACAUCGCUGUUCAAUCCCGCAUCCAUUUAGCAAUCCGCUACGAAGACCUGGAUCAGAAGCAAAAGCAGAACGUAUUCCGCAUGUUUUUGCGGCAGCUGGAGGAGAAUGAGCCCAAAUCCAUUAAAGAUUACAACAAAGUGUUGGAUUUCGUGGACGAAUACGCUUCGAGGGAUAAACUCAAUGGGAGACAAAUUCGGAAUGUUGUUGCGAGUGCGCUAAGUCUAGCAAGGAGUAAAGCAAAGCGGGAGAAUGGAGAUGCUAGGAUGACGGUUGAUCAUCUGAAGAAGGUGCUUUAUAUUACGAAAGACUUUCAGGAGCAGUUGGAGAGUAUCACGACGGAUGCGAGGAGGCAUAAUGAAGUUAGGGGGUCACGGAGAUAGGGGAGGGAGGGAAGGUCGGUAUUGGCCACGGAGCAGUAUGAUGAGUAAGGCUGAACGUCAAAUAGAAUUCGGUCCUCCAGCAUGCUUCAUGUUCGUUCCUUUGUGUGGU
Hyaloscypha bicolor E is the source of this 2395-nucleotide messenger RNA. RefSeq names its product P-loop containing nucleoside triphosphate hydrolase protein. Lineage: Eukaryota; Fungi; Ascomycota; Leotiomycetes; Helotiales; Hyaloscyphaceae. Gene Ontology annotation, molecular function: ATP binding; ATP hydrolysis activity. The record is from RefSeq and is a predicted model, not a curated record. The coding region runs from base 1 to 2286 and encodes 761 amino acids. The transcript is spliced from 9 exons.